AACAUUUGUCGUAUUUCGGUCUGGACCCUGACAACAUGAUGACUCUCUUGAUUCUGUUGGUUUUUAUGAAUUUGGAUCUGUUUAUGAAGACGGGACACUGCACAGAAUUACGUGACCAGGUUUUCUCUAUCACCACCGAAACUCAAGAACAAGUGGAGGUUUUGAGGAACCUGUCUACUCAAUAUGAGGCAGCUUUAUGGCAGCCUGUUUCACCUGAAUACAUCAAAGAGGAGACUCCAGUCCACCUUUAUGUUCCUGCAAACAGCUCUGAGAUGGUCAAGAACCUGCUGCAGCAACAUGGCAUGACACACGAGAUUUUGCUAGCCAACGCCGGAGAGCUGAUCGAACUGCAGAUGAAGAACGUCUCCACUGACCCAAGGAGUGGCUCCACUUUCUACGAGAAAUAUCACUCCCUGGAAGAUAUCUACAGUUGGGUAAAUAGGACCGCACAUGACAACCCCAGCACAGUUAAAGCCAUCCUUGUUGGCUCCUCAUUUGAGAAGAGACCCCUCUACGCCCUAAAGCUGUCUCUGAAUAACAGGCCGAACAAAAAGGCCAUGUGGAUCGACUGCGGGAUCCAUGCCAGAGAGUGGAUCUCUCCUGCUUUCUGCUUGUCGUUCGUACAUCACUUGUUGUCUUUUUACAAGCAAAUUCAGGACAUAACUGACAUUCUGGACAACAUGGAUGUUUACGUCCUGCCUGUCCUGAACCCUGACGGAUACGAAUACACCUGGACAAAAGACAGGCUGUGGAGGAAGAAUCGUUCCCGUAACAGGAGCACAAACUGCAUCGGAGUCGACUUGAACAGAAAUUUUGAUGCAAACUGGUGUACGGAGGGAGCCUCUCACAAUCCCUGCUCCGAGAUCUACUGCGGCGCCUUCCCUGAGUCCGAACCUGAGUCGCAGGCUGUGGCCGACUUCCUGCGCCACCACAAAGACUCGAUUCAUCUCUACAUCAGCAUCCACUCCUACUCUCAGAUGCUGCUCUUCCCAUACUCCUGCACCACAGAUGAAGCAGAGAAUCACAGUGAUUUGCUUGAGAUAGCCAAAGAAGCUUCUGACAACAUCAGGAGACAUUAUCGAAACAAUUAUUUAUAUGGUUCAGGAGCAAAGACCAUAUACCUGGCUCCUGGUGGUUCUGACGACUGGGCAUACAACCUCGGCAUCAAGUAUUCCUUCACCUUGGAGCUCCAGGACCGCGGACGCUACGGCUUCCUGCUGCCACCGUCUAAAAUCGACCGUGCCUGCAAAGAAGCUCUAACAGCUGUGAAGACCGUCGCUCUGAAGGUCAUUGAGAAAACUCAAACUGUGACGAGUUCAGCUGCUGGAGCUGACUGACCUGCAGACAAGGGUUCACUUGUUUUGUGUGAUUAAAACCUUUUAAAACAGAUGCAUCAUGAGAAGAUUUAGAAUAUUUCAGGUGUUUGAGAUUGUCUAAUAGAUGUCCUUUUGUGUCAGUACAUGUGCACAAGGAUGGAAAUAGAAGUAACUCAUCUUAAUUAUUUUUUUUAUUAAAAUGUUUACCUGUUUAAAAUAAA
Messenger RNA from Austrofundulus limnaeus, 1537 nucleotides. It is a transcript of the gene cpb2, whose product is annotated as carboxypeptidase B2 (plasma). Lineage: Eukaryota; Metazoa; Chordata; Actinopteri; Cyprinodontiformes; Rivulidae. Gene Ontology annotation, biological process: fibrinolysis; proteolysis. Gene Ontology annotation, molecular function: metallocarboxypeptidase activity; zinc ion binding. The record is from RefSeq and is a predicted model, not a curated record. The transcript has 11 exons. Bases 36 to 1337 code for a protein of 433 amino acids.